GUCUUAUAAAAAUUCUUGAUAUCAACACGAGAUUUCAUCAUUUUAAUUAUAAACGGAAUAAUACUUUAGUUUUCAAAUAAUGGAGGUUCACAAAUAUAGGCACGAAGUUCUUGAUAAAUAUAUGAGUGAAAUUGGAUCGAGGGUUGUAGCGGAAUCUGGUAUACCUAGUGAUCGGUAUCAUUUUGGAAAACUUGUUCUACAGGGACUGAAGAGUGAUCCCGAUUUCCUUAUGCAGAUUGACGGUGGAACUGGUGAAUCAGAGACGAAUGCCUCAGGAUUGCGAAGGAGUAUAAGAUGCGCGUCCUGCUUUAAGAAGUUGGGCCUAAAAGUCGGUGACGUCAUCAUCCUCAUGGGAGCUAACAACAUUGAUCAGGCUAUACCGUUCUAUGCCGCGCUUUUUGAAGGCAUUAUAACCUCCGGUAUUGAUAGAACUUUGGGUGUCAAUGAAUUAAAAGGCGUUUUCAGCAACAACAAGCCAAAACUCAUUUUCUGCCAAGGAGACAAAGUGCAGGACGCUAAGAAAGCGCUAGAGCUGGCAGGUGGUGAGGGGAGAGUCAUCAGUUAUGACAGGAGUCCUGAUACCAUCAGCUUUUCUGAUAUGUUGGAGAAAUACGGAGAAGAUGUCGAUGUACAAAAAUAUAGGGCUGCUGACUUUGAUUCGGAAGAAACAAUAGCUCUUAUUGUAUCUACAAGUGGUUCGACAGGAUUACCUAAAUCUGCUAUGCUAACACAUAAGAACAUAACUUUAUCGACCCCCUUCUUUGGAUGUUUCGGUACAAAGUUUCCGAGGGUAACGAAGUCUGGUCUUGUUCUAUCUCCAAUACAGUGGGGAUCAGCCCUUCUUCACUACCUACUUGCUCCUGUAUUCCAGUACACUAGAAUACAGUCAUCAAAAGAGCUUACUACGGACCAUAUUAUAGAAUUGAUUAACAAAUACAAGCCAACAUUUCUCACAACUAGUCCGCCUUUGAUGAUCAGCUUGCUCCAAGAAUCUGAAACGAAACCGUGCGACUUCUCAGGUUUUGAUGCUAUACUCCUCAGUGGAAGUGCUGUACCAGAUCAUGUUAUGCCAAUACUACGCAGUCGGGCACCGAAUACGAAACUUGGAAACGCAUAUGGCAUGAGCGAAUUUGCAGGAAUUGUUUUCUAUCCUUUUGGCGCACCAAAUGGAAGUUCCGGUAAAGCGGCUGCGCAUGUACAGCAUAAGCUAAUGAAUGUGGAAACCGGCGAGGAAGUGAAGGAACCUCACAAGGCUGGAGAGUUGUGGGUGAAACCUCCCGGUGGUUUCAAGGGCUAUUACAAUCACCCAGCAGAUACAGCUGCAGCUGUUACAGCCGACGGGUGGUGCAAGAGCGGAGACCUUUUCUACAGAGAUGAAAACUGGAACUAUUUCUUUGUUGAUCGUCUGAAGCUUUUGCUGAAGUAUAGAAAUCACCAGAUAUCGCCAGUGGAGCUAGAGGCUGUGAUUUACAAGCUGCCAGGAGUUGCGAAUGUGGCGGUGUCGGGAGUACCAGACGCUGAAUGUGGGGAGCUUCCAGUGGCCUUCGUGGUGCCCAGACCAGGAGCUGAUAUCACUGAGAAAGACGUUGAGGAUAUUGUCAAAGAGAACCUCACCGACAGCAAGUUGCUGCGAGGUGGGGUAGUGUUUGUGACGUCACUUCCUGCACUGCCAUCAACUAAAAUAGACAGGAGGAAAAUAAAACUAAUGGCAAAAGAACUCGCGAAGAAGUAGAAAUAAUAAUAAUAAAAUUUGUAAUUGUGUAGCUAGAAUAUUAUUAAAUACCAAUAAUGUUUAUAAUAUAACAUUGUUUUUUUAUUUACCGGAACCUUGCUUUACAUAAACUGAAGAAAAUAA
Messenger RNA from Trichoplusia ni (cabbage looper), 1855 nucleotides. RefSeq names its product 4-coumarate--CoA ligase-like 7. The coding region runs from base 80 to 1732 and encodes 550 amino acids. NCBI's taxonomy places the organism in Eukaryota, Metazoa, Arthropoda, Insecta, Lepidoptera, Noctuidae. Gene Ontology annotation, biological process: fatty-acyl-CoA biosynthetic process; long-chain fatty acid metabolic process. The transcript is spliced from 11 exons. Gene Ontology annotation, molecular function: long-chain fatty acid-CoA ligase activity. The record is from RefSeq and is a predicted model, not a curated record.